AUGGACAACCGGCUCGACCAGCCGCUCGCACCCGCGGUGGAACGCCACGAGGCGACAGUCAAGAGGUGGGCUGUGCCGACCGUCGCAUCGGCGGCGCACGCAAUCGCAUUUGCUGCGCGGCGGCGAAGGACGGUGAUUGCGCUGCAGACCUGGCUUGACAGCCUCUCCAGCCCUGACGCAGUCGAGCGGGUGGCAGCGAUGAACGCGCGCCUAUCCGACCAGGCAGCCGCGUUCUAUCAGGCCGCUUCGGCGCUGCCCUGCGUACACACCGGAUCGGUGCCUCCUCAGCUCGAUGCCGAUUUGGCGAGGCUGCAGUACGAGCUUGUGCAGCCGCACGGCGAGACGCUCCGAGCUGCAGCCGCCGCUGCGGCGGUGCGUCAGCUCGCCUCGUCGAGCCGGGCGGAGCAGCUCGCGCCCGUCCUCUCUAUCGCCGACCAGUCGCUGCUCGGAGGUGCGACGGCCGAGCUGCACGCGUUUGCGGACUUUGACCUCUCCAUUGGCGUGGUCGCCGAGUCGUGCACCCUCCGCAUCGACCUCGGCCGAGCAAACCCGCGCGUUGAUGCGGAGGCGAGCUUCGCCUUCACCACGCUGAGCGGAGACGAUCAGAGGCCGCUGGUCCUCGCCACCGCGCGGGCGAGCGUUGUGGCGUGGCCCUCGCUCCGAGCACUGGAGCAGACGCUGCAGCCGCCCCGAAUACGCUCGCUCCGGAUCGCAAUCUUGGUGCUGGCGCCGCUGCUGCUCGCCUUCCUGCCCGCUUACAUCCUCGCGUACGUGCUCGUGGCGCUGAGAAACCAUUGCGUUGGGGUUGCAAUAGAGCCAGAGACAUAA
Messenger RNA from Emiliania huxleyi CCMP1516, 828 nucleotides. RefSeq lists its product as hypothetical. The transcript has 3 exons. NCBI's taxonomy places the organism in Eukaryota, Haptophyta, Isochrysidales, Noelaerhabdaceae. The record is from RefSeq and is a predicted model, not a curated record. The coding region runs from base 1 to 828 and encodes 275 amino acids.